This is a messenger RNA of Anoplophora glabripennis (Asian longhorned beetle), 2384 nucleotides long. RefSeq names its product V-type proton ATPase 16 kDa proteolipid subunit (gene Vha16-1). The record is from RefSeq and is a predicted model, not a curated record. Gene Ontology annotation, biological process: proton transmembrane transport. Gene Ontology annotation, molecular function: proton-transporting ATPase activity, rotational mechanism. NCBI's taxonomy places the organism in Eukaryota, Metazoa, Arthropoda, Insecta, Coleoptera, Cerambycidae. The transcript has 3 exons. Bases 160 to 636 code for a protein of 158 amino acids. Gene Ontology annotation, cellular component: proton-transporting V-type ATPase, V0 domain.
AAUACCCGCACUCCACCUGAAAAUUUCUUAUCGUCAUAUGACCCAUUCUUGCUGGUGGCAGUCGUGUAAGCCAUAUUUGUCAGUGGGUUCGCUAGUUCCGUAGUGUGUUGUGCACCUUUUAGACCGUUCUGACCUGUAAAUACUCCCCUAAAUAACAAAAUGUCGGCUUCUGAGACAAACCCCGUCUACGGACCCUUCUUCGGUGUAAUGGGAGCAGCCUCCGCUAUUAUUUUCAGUUCGCUGGGCGCCGCCUAUGGAACAGCGAAAUCAGGCACAGGUAUCGCCGCCAUGUCGGUGAUGAGGCCGGAACUUAUAAUGAAAUCCAUCAUUCCCGUUGUCAUGGCUGGUAUCAUCGCCAUCUAUGGUCUGGUCAUUGCGGUACUUAUCGCCGGUGUCAUUGCCGAUAGCUCCACCUAUUCACUUUUCAAGGGUUUCGUGCACUUGGGUGCCGGCCUUUCAGUAGGCUUCUCCGGUCUGGCGGCAGGAUUCGCCAUCGGCAUCGUGGGCGACGCAGGUGUGAGGGGAACAGCGCAGCAGCCAAGACUCUUCGUAGGAAUGAUCCUCAUCCUCAUUUUCGCUGAAGUAUUAGGUCUAUACGGUCUCAUCGUAGCCAUCUUCCUGUUCACCAAAUCUUAAGCCACUUCCCCGUCUACACGUACGCGUACGCAAACAGUACAGCGCCAAGCCCCUGAUCAUUUUGUUUUUAAUGUUUAAAUGUAAAAAUGAUUGUAUAAACCCGUAAGCCAUCAUGAAAGUGACCCGAGGCCGCGCGCGCGCGGUGUAAAUAUAUUUAAUUAUGAUGGGGCUAGUAUUAUCCGCAAUACCCGCGCUAUCAUUUGUAAAUAAUUUUUAGCUGGUUCCGUUGGCCGUGUCAUUUUCAUAACGGAUUACUCCUUAAUAAAUUAAUUAAUUGUAUAGUUAUCGUAGUGUUUAGGUUACCUUAUUUCUUUUAAUAUAUAAAAGUGAAGCGGCUCUAUUGAGUCUCUCGGUAUUUGAAUAAAGUUACAACAAGUAGCACAAUUUAUUAUUAUUUUUAACUUCACACGAACUGUCGUACGUCAUGUUUUUAUUUUUAUCACGUAGCGUAUACUCAACUUAGCGGCGGUUCCGCCACCAGAGGCUGACCUCUCUCUCGUACUUCUCUCCCCCUAUUCCCGCCACCAACCACCAUACGUUCCGUUCCCCGUCCCCCCUCACGUGAGUGUUGUAAAAAUUUUUUUUGCUCAUUUCAUUGUAUUUAAAAACAGAAAUUAACAGAAGAUAAAAGAUUCGAACAUUGUGCUAUAUGUUCCGCACACACAAACUCUAACUUUCCAUACAUCCCAGCGAUGGUCCGUUGCGUUGCGUCAGGCCCCCUGAAAGCAUUGUUGUAAAUACGGCAACAUAUAUGUAUUGAUGGUUUGGUGUCCAUAGUUAUAUAUACGUGUUAGCCUUCAGUGUAGUUUAGCUUCAACGGGGAACACAACUGCGGCGCCGAGCUACGAUCAGACCGACCGCAAUUGUGUUUCUUGCCUCUAGCCCGUAAGAAUGUUAUAAUAUUCCCUCUUUUUAUUUUAGUCAUAAUAAAUAUCAUCAUGUCUUGUAAAAUGCAGCACGUUAAGGCUUGGGGCGGCGUCUCCGCCCGCGGCACCCCCCGGAAGGCUCCGGUCCGUGGCGGGCGGAUACGUCGCCUAUCGUUGUAGAGUAUUAUUAUAUAAUAUGUAGAAUGGUUCUGUUGUACGAAGGGAACAGCAAAAUUAUGUUGAAAAUAAAUAAUUUGUACAUUCCAUUACAUUUCUGUUUAUCAAUUUCCGUUUUUUUUUGUCUGCUUUGCGUUCUGAGUUUGUUACGUGGCGUCACCUGCUUGGGUUUGCGUUGGGGCCCCAAAGAUACCUGACGAUUAAAUAACUAACACGAAGUCUACUAAUAUGAAGCGAAGCAAGAGGAUGGCAAAUUGGGCAGCUUAAAAGUGAGAACAAGAUCAGGAGCGGGAUAUCUCUGCAAGAAAUUUGAAAAGUAAAAAUGGAAUAAUAUUAAUUUUUAAACCUAUAACUGCUUUUUUAACAUAUAUAUUUAAAUAAAACAACAUUACUGCUAUUCAACAGUGUAAAAAAGUAAUUAAUUGUGCGAAGCUGUGAUAACCACAUAUUCUUAUCGACCCUGACAGGAAAUCAGUAUUCAGCAUCAAUCGCCCCUUUCAGUUAAUCGUCAGGUGUUUUUGGGGACCUCCGUUAGUAUUAGGUUGUUCUGUUGCAAAAUUCAGGCCUAAAAUGCCCUCUCUUUGAAUAUACUGUUGUAGAUUUUUCAAGAAAUAAAAGAUAUAGGAGCAUGUAGUAUGAAUCAGAGCUGAUAUGAUUUUUUUUUUGUCUUUUUUUGAACAAUACAACAUAUUUUGUUAACGUUAA